AUGGGCGCUCCUCCAGUCAUACGUUACGACUCAUAUCUCUCCUACGUUUCAACGGCUCACGUGACUGUUACGGGUCGUAUACUACGACUCGUAGUACGUACGGUUGGGAACCCUGCGAAGAUCAUCCUAAACCUGGGGAGAAGGAAAUCAUCAUCAAGUGGGACGUCUACAGACGACUUUGAGGAUGGGCAAGAGGAUAAGAAGCGUUUGGUCCUGGUAAUUGCAGCACGCAAUCACCCCGACUGCCUGUCUUACGAUGCACAUCUUACAACACAGUUUCUAAGUGUACGCUCUGGGUAUAAACAUGUUGUACCUAAGCGUCAGUCUGUCGGUGUCGAGCUGAGAGCGUGCACUUACCACAAUCAUCGGUACGAUUCUUCAGACAACCCCAUCACGCAAUCGGGGGAGAUUGUGAUCGUCAUGACAUCAUAG
Lindgomyces ingoldianus is the source of this 432-nucleotide messenger RNA. RefSeq lists its product as uncharacterized. The record is from RefSeq and is a predicted model, not a curated record. The coding region runs from base 1 to 432 and encodes 143 amino acids. The transcript has 6 exons. NCBI's taxonomy places the organism in Eukaryota, Fungi, Ascomycota, Dothideomycetes, Pleosporales, Lindgomycetaceae.